UGCUCAAUCGCAGCCUGAACCAUAUAAACAGGCGUUCAAGCCGCGCCCACCAGGUCAACGCAAAACACUCGACGCUGUGCGUAAACAGCGGCCAACAAAGACGCCAUCGUCGCUGGUUUGCUGAAACAAGAAGGUUUGCUCUUAAAGGUUCGAGAAAAACCGCGAUGGACUCCAGGUCUCGUAGACUUCCCUUUUGUCUCUCCGGUUCGAGAUCCUCCUACACGUUCAGUACUCCCAGUCCACCUGUGUCCUCAUCCUUGAGCUCCACCAGGCUGUACAACAGGGAGACCAUGCUAAAUAACGACCGCAUCCCAAGAGCAUCAUCACCUUUCAAGACAGAUAUGGACAAGCCGACUUCACGUCUUUUGAGCUCAUCGCGAGAUUACAGCAGCGCUGACGCUCGCUCCAGCAGCUGGAAGCUGCCAUCUUUGUCGUCCUCCACCAGAUCCUACGACCGACCCUACGAAUCAUCCUACAGCAGCAGGAGCAAAAUGACCAAUUCUGAGGAGAGGCUGGGGACACGAUCCGGUCUGCUGAAUGCCAGCGAUGAUGCUGAUUCCAAAAGGGCUAAGCUUUCAUACAGUAACAGAGGACUGUACCCGAGAACAGCCAGCACCUCCAUGACGGCAUCCACCUAUUUCAACAGUGCUGUAGGGAGCAGCAGAGUUGGCAGUGAAAAACAGAUUGAUCCUCUGGAUUCAUCUCGAAGUUCAAGCCAUUUGUUCUCCCAGCCGUCAUCUUCCUCCCCGAAGACUCUGCUGUCCAGGCGAGAGCAAGAAGCGAAGGAAGAGGCCAGCCUGUCACGUCUGAGAGAGAGAAGAGUCAGGACGCCAGGAUUGGUUCCCUCCUUGUAUCAGACAGACCGGGUGAUGUCCACAUAUGCACAAGGAGCACGCCCAAAAGAAACUGCCUACACUUCCUCGUCUUUCUCCUCCUCCUCCUCCUCUUCCUCCUCCUCCACAGUGAGAGACAGCUCUCUGAAUCGUCACAUGUCCUCCUCCACUCCUCAGAGAGUGUCUCCUCUGGUGCACAACUUCAGCAGCAGAGCUGCCGCUCAUUUCACCAACGACUCACCCACUCGCUACUCAUCUCGACAACAAACCGGAAACUCUGAAUCCUCCAGCAUUUCCUCUUCCUACUCCUCCCCCCCUUGGCACACCCCUCCCCUGGCCAGACCUGAACCCGUGCCCUCAAGGUCAACUCCGGAUGUCGGAGAGCCAGAAGGCCGUAGCUCCACCCGUCGACUUCUCUCCCGCCUGUUUUCACGAAGAUCGAGCCAAGACUCUUCGAGCGGAUCUUCCAGUGUUCGCUCUCUGGAUGAUGACAGUCCUUCCACCUCCGGGGAGUCUGUGGACAGCGAUGAGGGAGUCCGGACCUCUGGGGCGGAUCCUGACAAUGGAGGCUCGGAGACGGCCUUAGGCAGCCUCAGGAAUCACAGAGCAGACCUCUCCACCAUCCAGGAGGGCAACAGCUACAACAGCGGCCCACCUCGGCCCACACGGCCAACGUGGAAUGUUGGUGGCAGUAGCAGCAGCACCAACGGAAGAUGGAGUCCGUCUUGGCUUUCCUCCUCCCUUCGUGGCCGCUGUCCUCCUCUCCUGUCUCGCUUAAGAAGGCACGCUCGACAAGGAAGUUCACACUCAGCAUCGAGCUUAGAAGAAGGCUCCAGCCACACUUUACUGAGAAGGUGGGAUGAACACCAGUCAUCCCAAGAGGAGGAUGAAGAGGAUGAGGAAGAGGAGGAGGAGGAAGAAGAGGAUGACGAAGUGGAAGGAGCAGUUGGUUUGGAGGCUUUGUCCACAGGCCGUUCCUGCAGACUGGAGCGGGAAAGCCUGCCAGAACUGGAAGAUGCCCCCGUUUCAUUCCUGCCCCGCUCCAGAGCUGGGCUGUUUGAAAGGAUCACAGCAUCGAUGGUUCAGCUGGGAGAUGUCGAGAGUAAACCAGAAGAUCCCAAAAGCAUUUCCAGCAGGGAUCAAGAGAAACUGCUGAAAAUCAAAGAGAGACUGCUGCUGGAGGAUUCGGAUGAGGAGGAGGGAGACCUGUGCCGCAUUUGCCAGAUGGGGGAGGAGUCUUCGUCCAACCCCCUGAUCCAGCCUUGCCGUUGCACAGGCAGCCUGCAGUACGUCCACCAGGAAUGCAUCAAAAGGUGGCUUCGCUCAAAAAUCAGCUCAGGUACAAACCUCGAGGCCAUCACAACCUGUGAACUCUGUAAGGAGAAAUUACGCUUGAACAUCGACAACUUUGACAUCCACGAGUUGUACAGGACCCACGUGCAAUCUGAAUACGAUGAGUUCAUCAGCAGUGGGCUGUAUCUGGUGGUGCUGCUGCACUUCUGUGAGCAGAGGUUCUCUGACGUUCUUGGAGCAGUGGAUGCAGCAGGGUUAUUCAACCUGGUGAGAAUUCUUCAUGAACACAUGGACAAUCUUGAAAUUCCUCACGAGGAGAGCGACGAGGAGGUGCAAGACAACAGACCGUCCGUCGACUUCUCCGACUUGGACGAUGACCUGGAGGAGGAAUAUUAACUAUGGGAGCAACAUAAAAAGUGGCACAUGUGAUCUGGCAGGUCUAAAGCUUUGCACAUGCUUUGAAAGUUUCACGUUAAGAGCAGAAAAACCUUUGCUGCCAGAGGCUUUUUGCAGAUAUGCAAAUUUGAAAAUCAACAGAUUUGUAAAAUAUUGUUUUGUUUUGUUGGUUCAAACCACUAUUUCUUUUUUUUGUUCGUUUUCUUUCUCCAAAAAAAAUGCACUUUAUUGAACAUGCAAGUCUUUCUAAUGGUCAUACCAUAAGUGCUUUUAAUGGUUAAUCAGAAGGACAACUGUGACGUGUGAUGAUUACUUUGAUUGUGGUGGACACUUGAAGACCAUGCUUUUGGGAUGAAUUUGGGGGGAGAAAAGCGGUUAUUCCAUGUUUUCCUUAGAACUUUUCCUGUUUUAAAAGUCACCCCUUAAAACAUGCUGUUGUUUCAUAAAUGCUUCUCAAAAUCUGGUUUCAUGCUUUUAAGUUUGCGAAUAAAGUUGUUGACAAAACUGCC
Messenger RNA from Oryzias melastigma (Indian medaka), 3031 nucleotides. It is a transcript of the gene marchf7, whose product is annotated as membrane-associated ring finger (C3HC4) 7. Bases 165 to 2522 code for a protein of 785 amino acids. Gene Ontology annotation, molecular function: zinc ion binding. The transcript has 11 exons. NCBI's taxonomy places the organism in Eukaryota, Metazoa, Chordata, Actinopteri, Beloniformes, Adrianichthyidae. The record is from RefSeq and is a predicted model, not a curated record.